Molecule: messenger RNA, 7169 nt
Organism: Caenorhabditis auriculariae
Lineage: Eukaryota; Metazoa; Nematoda; Chromadorea; Rhabditida; Rhabditidae
Source: the annotation of a GenBank genome assembly
AUGCAUGGAAAAGGGAACAGAGAAAACGGAAAGCCUCGCCGUCUUUCUGGAAAUUUCGUUCACAAUUCAAAAGAAAACUGGCCUCGCGGCGAAACCAGAGACUACAGGAUUCGUGAUAGCAGAGCUCUUAAUGAACUGAAUUCCAAUCACACAGGUAUUAGCAAUUAUUUAAAAUAAAAUAAAAUAUCAGGAAAUAAGCACAUAAUUUUAAUUUUCAAUGCACACAUGUUCAAGGCGGCAGGUCUUAUUAUUUAGAAUUUUUUCUAAUGGUAAAAUAUAAAUUCCUGUACUUAUCGGGAUGUAACUGUGUAUGUUUUUUCAGGAGAUAAUUUUUAAACAAAUAAAAUAAAAAAUAAAUUGGAAAGAAUGUGAAAUUUUCUGAGUGAAGUUUUCAAGACAAGGAGUAAGAAUCCCAAUAGAUUAGGACAAUUCAGUAGUUUUGUCAAAAGUUUCUUAGUUCUGGUAUUUCUCAGUUCACGAAGGAGGGUCUUUUUUGUCGCAAGAGCAACGACGGAACAAGUAUUACGCGGUCACAUCUUCUACAGAUAAAACCAUGAAACCACAGGUUUUAUUUUUGCGCUUUAUUCGCAAAAAAUUUUAAUUGUUUAAAGGGUCCUCAGGAAGUUCUCUGCUCUGACAACGCAAGAAUGAAAAGGUUUGACGUUUUGCAAUUUUAUAUUCCAUAUCUUCAAAGAACGAAAAUAAUCAUACGUUUAUAUUUACAUAAAAAAAUUUUUCCCGGUUCAUGAAACGCCGGAAAAAAUAAUUUUGUCUUCCGACGGAAGUGUCUGAGGGCCCAUCACAGAUCUGCUCCAAAAUGUUGGGGUAUAUAUUUGGAGGUAUGAUUAUUCGAGAACAAAGUUAAAUAUCUUCUCAGCCAAGAGGUAUCAGGAAUAGGUGUUCAAAAAAUUGCUUGUUAUCCGACUUUUUCAUUCGAAAUCGACUGUCCUGAAUGUGAGAAACUUGAAAAAAACUUUUUUUUUGUACUCAAAUGAUUUUUCAGAUUACUUGUAACUGCGAAAACAAAAUUUUAGAGUAGAUCUGCAAUGUAUUAUCAGACACAUCCUUCGUAAGAAACUUUUUUUUAAAAUAUGAAUUCAGUCUAUAGUUGUUCUGUGAUGAAUAUUUAAAAGCUUUGUUUUACAUUUCUGAACUAUUUCUAUCUUACUGGGCGCGCCGUAGCGCAACAGGUUGUGUGCCUGUCUACGGUCCACAGGGUCACAAGUUCGAUCCCCGCCCCGACCCAACCAAGGGGUUUAAGAAAUGUUGGUGGUGGGAAACCAGGACUUCAAAAUCCCCAGCCGUCACACAUAAGGACGGAUAUGUCACUCGAGCCAGUCCACUGAUUAUCAGGAUAGGACCUCGGCUAAUCGACUUGGGGCGCCGACGCCGCUCAAGCGGUACAAAGGCGUAGAAAGAAGAAGAAGAAGAACUAUUUCUAUCUUACUGUUUUUAAACCAAAAUUUUCAGUGGAAGAACCUGCUUCAAGAGACCUCAUCGAAUUUACAAUGAAUGUAAUUGCAAAAUUAUUGUUUGCCUUAAUUUUUGCUUUUCAGCUAACAGAAAGCUUUGAUAUUGAAGAAAUGCUGGAAUCGCGAAACCACGACAAAGUAACGUGCGGAUUUCUAACCGCCGUGAAUCCUACUUAUCGCAUUCUACGUGGUUCUUUCUCUUUUUGGUAUAUAACUUUUCCAAAAGUGGUAUGCAGGGUUCGAUCUGCCAAAUUCAUCGACUAAGGAAAAAAUGUUGGAUUAUUUGCGGAAAUUGGAAUGCAGUGCUCUGAAAUUAACUUGGCCGUUUGUCAGCGGCUCUUUCGAGAACAUCAUCUGUGAAAAACUUUUCAAGGUUUCAGACUGACUCGAUACUGAUGAAUUCAGGAUUUCACGACUUCUUCUGCUUUGAAAAUUUUUAAUAUCAAACGCCUUGGUGUUUUAAUUCUUUAGUACAUUUCAUUUUACAGAACUUUUAAAAUUUCUUGAUAGGGCGUUUGAAAUGGUAGAUGACCUGAAUGACCAAAAUAAGUCUGAAAAAAGCUCUUAGUGCUGCGAACUUAUCUCUUCUCCUUUGAAAAUCCCUCUAAAAACUUUCCAAAAAAUCACUUUCCAGGAUUUUUGCGACAUCAUCAGUUCGUGUUUCGCUGUUAAAUGCGCUAAGAAAGGAUGUUUUUCAAAGACCAACAGCUCCGCUGAAUGUUUUCUCUACAGUGUUCUCAUGGUAGCGUCUUUUUUACUGCCUGAAAGUAUAUUUUCUUCAGAGAAUUGACCCUUCGAAGGAGCUGGUUUUCUUUAGAGACCUCCUCCUUAACUGCAUUAAUGAGGCUGAGCCAUUUUGGUUCAAAUUCAGAGAACAGGAAAAGGAGAAGUGUCCUCAUGAGCAGUGCCGGCGGAUUCUCGUCGACGCCGUCGAGGCGCUCGAAUCCGGUGACGAAGCUCUCAUGUUCAAGGUUAAACUGAAAAUUAUUAUUCUUUGGAGUAAAAAAGUGAUGUGGAAAACUUAGUCAAAGUUUAAUUAUUUGGUAUUUGAUUCAAAGUUUCAAUUUAUCUAUCUGCCUCCAAAAAGCCCUUUAAGCACCAAAUAAUGAACUUUCUGCGUUCCUUGGCUGACCGUCGCAAUUUCGGCUACAAUGUUUCCGCUUCUGACGUCGAAAAGGUUUCUUUUUUUCUGCCAGAGCGAUAUAAAUCGGUGUAUUCUGUCAGAUGCUGUUGGAAAAUAUGAAGUUGUCGGGAUUUGGAGAUUUUCUGGUGACUGCCCGAGAAGCUGUCGAUCUGUUCUCCACAAAACGACAUUUAGACUUGUUAGUGAGAAUUUUUUUAAUUUAUUGCUUUUUGAAGGGUUUUUGCUGAGUUGCCUCGCGUUGCCGGUGUGACGGACAUGCGCGUGAAGCAAAUGAUCAAGAAGGUUUUUUUGGAGCUCGUUUCAAAAAAAAAAACAAUGAAUAGGUUUAAUCACAAUUUCAUCAAAGUAUUUAAGUAUUUUUUUUUUCUCGGUGAAUGUCCCAGAAAGAUAUGAAAGCAAAAAAAAAUGUUACAUUCUGCCACUAGUUUUCAAAGACAAUUUAGCUUAUGUCUCAUGGUUUUUUUUGAAGAUGAUCGUGUGCACUUUGAAACGCCUGAGUGGUGAUGAUAAAGAGGAAGUCGUACAGCAACACUUGGGCAAACAGAUAAUUGGAAAUCACAUUUGUUCUGAUUUCGCGAGAUUCGCCAGCGCCGGCAACACCGACAUGUCAUUUUUUUGUGCGGCUCUCGAUCUUGAGUUCCAUCCGGAGGUUAGAAAUUCGAGCGAACAAAUUUUCAUUUUUUUUACGGUCUUUUUUUUAAGAUGCAAUUUGAAGAGGAGGAUAUGGAACACGUUAUAUUAUAUUAUUACCUGUUGUUCCCGAUGCGGGACGUGAACGCUAGAAUGUUUGAAUUUUUCGCCAACAACGACCUCAGACAAUCUCAGCGAAUCCUCGCCGCCAAGGUUUCAUUCAUAAGACUGUUGGAAGCAUACUCAAUAUCAUAAAAACAAAAUUCAGGCCAUGAAAAACCUACCCAACGGUUUGAAAAGUCGAUUGGAACGGAAGACUUUCGAAACUAGAAAAGUUGAGACCGCUACUGAAAAUGUGCUUUUUCAUAUAUUUAAAAACUUUUUUUCAUCAACCUUUUUCAAAUUUUUAUUCAGGUGGAAUGCUCUUUUUAUGAGACUAUGAGGCAAAAAAUGUUUGAAGAUCGGGAUUUUGCUGCUAAUUUUUCUCGUUCUACUGAGGGUGUGUUUUGGAAUUCAUAUUUCUUAUUUAAACGAUUUUGCAUUUUUCAAUUUGAAAGAAUCUCAUCAAAAAAAGUUGAUGGAGGAAAGCUCGUAUAUGAUAAGUUAAAAACGGAAAUAUAGUUUAUUUUUUUCCGUGAACUUCAUUCCAUUUUUCCUCAUGGUGGAAAAAUUAGUGAAAGAAGUCUUAUAUGAUAAGAAUGACAAGUAAACUUUUUUUGGAAGAACUUUUGAUAAUUUUUUUCUUACAUUUCUGGCUCUACUUUAAAAAAAAACGCCUCAUUUGAAAAAAGUCCCAAUCAAAGACAUUGCAUAUUCGAGGUUUAGGGAAAUUUUCGAAGAUAGGAAACUGGCCGACUUUCUUUUCCUAUCCCAUGGAACCUUUCAUAUUUGAAUUUUUCAGUGUGUUUCUGGUAAAAGAUUGGAUGAGAAAUCUUGAUUGCAGUGAUGUUUCGAGCCGAGUUGAUCGACUUGAACACGGCGCUGAGUGUUCUGACGCGAGAAGUCGAACAGGCCGGUCCCGGAAGAUCCGUCGCCGCCAACGCCAUCCACUGUCUUCUCGGUCGAAAUUUCUUCCAGAUCUUCCUUGCUAACCACAGUUAGUCUUUAGACGAUUGAUUGAAUAUUGCUUUUGAAGAAUAUUUACCGAUCAAGAAUAUGUUUCUUCUUGUAUAUUCAAUUAUAAAAUUUGUCUAUUUGAGGCUCUACGAUUCUGGAUCUUUUGAAAACUGGUCUGUGGCAAUAUGAACCACCCGUCGAUUGCUUGAAAAGCAAUAAAUACAACUUCAUCGGUCGACUUUGAUGCUGUAGUCUGGGAAAACUGUUUAAUUGUAGAAAAACUUCUCCGGAAACUGGACGAGGAAGUGUGUAAGAGAAAUAUUGCACUCGACUACGAAGCAACGAACAAAAUUUUCAAUGUACGUUGAAGAUAUGAGGAAAAUGAAUGCAAUAUCAUUUUCAGGAGUGGGAACAACAACCCGUUGCGAAAAUGUACAUUUUGAUGGCCUUUUUGAGUAAAUCUUUACUGCACAGAAUCGGUUUUUUCCAGCACCUGAGGUCGUGGCGAUAUCACACAUUUUUCAGAUUUGGUUAUGCCUUGGGGAAAGGGGAGAUCGAACCUGGACGGAAAGACCGGCGAGCCAAAAUAUGAACUCAUCGUUGACAUGUUGGCAGUGUGGCCAAACGAGGAGAAUUCCAGUGUCCUGGAAGAAGCCAUAGAGAGUCGGACUUUUUUAUGGAAAAGAAAUGGUUAAAUAAGCAAUGAAACUAAGUGUCGAAACUCGGAGAUGUUCCCAUGAAGAAAAAAAAAGUUCAGAGCUUUUGUCUAGUUAUCAUUUCGAAUCAUCAAAUUUACAAUUAAAUACAAUUAAAAUCGCUUGCAGAAACGAUAAUCCCAAACUUUUAAAUCAUCUCUGAUUCCAAUUAGCUGUCGAUUAAAAAAUCGUGUCUACAUAGGGUAGAGAGUAAUAGAAAAUCAAGUUUACAAGAAACUUUGUUCCAACUUCCAUUACGGAUUGAUCAUCAGUUUCAUAGUCUUGUUUUCUCGUAGGAUCUCUUUUUCUAAUAUUUCUCUUUGAAGAGUUGAAACUUUGCAGUGUGGGUUCCCAAGUCGGUAGAUCGAAAGUCGCUUAUCAAAGAGAUGCGUAAUCUUCUACAGGACAUGCCCUACUCCGAAGCACUCCGAAAAGUUGGUUACCACUUUUUGCUAGUUCUGGGGCAUAAAUGGGAAGUUCGAAAAAAAAAAAUCAAAUAAUAUGUUCUGCUGCCAGUACCUGUAAUUAUCAAAACUCGUUUAUUUUUCUAAUUUUAAUCAGUACGGGAAUUAUUUGGCUGGUCAAAUAAAACUUCAGCUUUGAGCUUUGUUUUUGCGAACUUGCUUCGCUUGUUUUUUCUUUUAAUCAAAAUGUUCCAGCAAGUCGAAGAGCUCGUUGAUGAUUUGACUGAAGUAUAUGACCGUCGAAAUGGAGAAAACGAAAAAGUUUGUAUUUCUUCUGAACCUUCGAAUCUUCCAGAAACCUCCGAUGAGAAUGAGGUAUUUUUUAAAAUUUCAAUCUUCCUCAUCGAAAUUUUUUCAAAGACCGGAACUGUCGAGAAAAAUAAGCAGGUCGAAAAGGAAACGCACGUUGGUUCGACAGUUUCUCAGUUUCUGGUGCGGUUUCCUUAGAAAUUGAUCAUUCUUAUGAAUUGAAACCAGGAAGACGUUGGAAUUCGUCAUAAUACUUCUGUCAUGCCGAGCGAUGCUGACGUUUCCACGAGUCCUCCGUCGGAGAAAAACGAAAAUAACAUUGGAGAAUCGGUAUUUCUUGAAUCAACCAAGCCGUUUUCUUCAUUAUUUGUAAACAAAAUAGUUUGAUGUUUUGAAAUCUCUACUCUUCAAACAAAAAGCUCAGUUUUAGACAGGUAAGCCAAAGAAAUCAUCAAAAUUUUUUCGUUUUCUUAUAUUAUUGAAAUUUCAUGAAAAACUCGAACGUCACGUUAUCACUACAGACGCCGAAGGAAAGCGUCUCUUCCAUUUUUUUGUUUUGGUCCUUUUAUUCUAAUCACACAAUCCAUUCACAAGAACCUUUUAAAGAAAUGAAAUAAAAAAUAUUCGAGAUAUCUUAGAAAAUCAAUAAAAGAAGAGUUAUAUCUUUUUUUAUUAUGGUAUGAUGGAAUGAAACAAACUAGAUGUGCAAAAAUUAAUAUUUUAUAGAUCUUGGAUAUCCUUCUUUCUAAAUCUCUUGCUGAAGAACAAAGAUCGAAAGACGAAAAGAAGGAAGAUUUUCCGACGAAGAAUGGAGCAGACGAUGUUAAAGUGAGCGUAUUUAAGCAUUUUAAAACAAAUUCGUAAGAAGUUGAUUUACGAUAAAACUGAAAUAUCGAUCAAGUCACGUCGAUGAUGUCAUGAUAUAUAUUUGACAGGAGGAUGUGGAGACUGGAGACGACUGCCCCGGCGGAGUAACCGAGGAAGAGCCGAAACAAAGGGACAUCAUAGAGAGCGAAUCAGGAGGGACAGCUCCCGAAUUCGCGGUGAUUCUCAAUUAAUACACAAAUAACCCACUCAUUCAUCGAAAAAUUUUGAAGAACUUGUGAAAUUCAGAAUCAUCGUGAAGAAGACCCCGAACAAAGUAUCAAAUCAGAGAACGAAACCGAAAAAUCAGAGGUACUUUUCUAAUUUGAGUUCAUAAGUAGUCCAAAACUUUCAUUUAAAAGUCAUUUGAAGAGAUUUUUUGAAAAUUCAGAAUCUUCUAGAAGCAGAUCCCGAACGAAGUUUCCACACAAUCCACAAACCCGAUGGGAAAAAUCGCAAAUCAGAGGUACCUGAUAUCAUAAGAAGAACGCGAAGGAAAUCUAUUAACAUUGUAAUUCAGAAUCGUUCUUCUAAGUAUGACCAGUUGCCAGCCCACAACAAGAGUCGUAGCAAGAGUAAGAAGAAAAGACAUUGA